AUCACCUGGUUAUAUUUACGCUAAAGUAUUCUUGGUUGUUUCUGCCUCCCUUUUCAAUGGGUUUUCGUUCUUCAAAGCCGAUAGGUCAUUGCAAGGUUUACAAAAUCAAAUGUUUUCCAUUUUCAUGUUUUUCAUCCCGUUCAACACCAUUGUUCAGCAAUUACUUCCACAAUACGUAAAGCAAAGAGAUGUUUAUGAAGUUAGAGAAGCUCCAUCAAGAACAUUCAAUUGGUUUGCAUUCAUCAGUGCUCAACUUACAUCUGAAAUGCCAUACCAAAUUGUUGUUGGGACUUUGGCAUACUUUUGCUGGUACUAUCCAGUUGGUUUGUACAACAAUGCCGUUCCAACAGAUGCAGUUGAUCAAAGAGGUGUCCUUAUGUGGCUUUUCAUUACCAGUUUUUAUGUUUACACAAGCACCAUGGGUCUUUUGUGUAUCUCAUUUAUUGAGCUUGCCGAUAACGCUGCCAACCUUGCCACACUUUUGUUCACAAUGUGCUUGAACUUUUGUGGUGUGCUUAAAACCGGAGAAGAACUUCCACGAUUUUGGAUUUUCAUGUACCGUGCGAACCCCUUCACUUAUUUAGUCCAAGGUAUGUUAGCCACGGGAUUGGCAAAUACAUCAGUUCAAUGUGAUGACGCGGAGUUGUUGACAAUUGAACCACCCAGUGGACAAUCAUGCUCUUCGUACUUGAGUGAUUAUCUCCAACAAGCUGGUGGAUACAUCGUUGAUACAGAUGGCUGUCAAUUUUGUCAAGUCAAAGACACGAAUACAUAUUUGAACUCGGUAAAUGCAAGGUACAGUGAAAGAUGGAGAAACUUUGGUCUUGUCGUUUGUUUCAUUGCCAUCAAUAUCGUCUUGACGGGACUCUUUUACUGGUUGGCCAGAGUUCCGAAAGGAAAUAGGGAGAAGGAGAACAAAAAGAAUAAUGAAAAGUAG
Messenger RNA from Lodderomyces orthopsilosis Co 90-125, 937 nucleotides. RefSeq lists its product as uncharacterized. The annotation marks the transcript as partial. NCBI's taxonomy places the organism in Eukaryota, Fungi, Ascomycota, Pichiomycetes, Serinales, Debaryomycetaceae. The record is from RefSeq and is a predicted model, not a curated record. Gene Ontology annotation, molecular function: ABC-type transporter activity. Gene Ontology annotation, cellular component: membrane. The transcript has a single exon.